AGUGGACGGGAGGGCGGAGCAGGACUACAAGUCCCAGGGGGACGCAGGAGGGAGCGGGCUGGACGCCGCUUGAGGGCGGGGGGUACGAAAGGGAACCUGCUGGCGGAGGCUCUGGAGGUUCCUCACUCAGGUGUCUUGCUACAUGUAUUUGAGGUAUGAAUGAGAACCUAGCAGUACACCAUGUUAAAUUCCUCCUUCCUGAAUAAAAAGUGUUUGUGGAAGAUCCAGUACUUCAGUAUGAAACUCUGAAAAAUUUGACAUUUCUCAUUCCUGGGCAUGGCAAUGUCAUAUGUCCUUCUCCUAACUAGACUCAUAGCUGAAGUUACAAGCAAAUCCACUGAAAGUUUGGUUUCACAACCAGAAUGCUGUAUGGAUGUAUUGGAUGCUAACAGCACCUGUCCAGUCACUAACCAGUGCAGUCCAGGUUGUUACAGAGAGUGGAAUGAGGAUGGGAGUAGCAGUUGCAUUAAAUGCAAGAAUGAAACCACUCCUGUUGUGUCAACUUACAAUCUGACCGAUUGUAGAAAUACUGGUACCAGAGGAAUGAAUUUUCAAACGAAUAUAAGUACCGUAACCCCCUUUCUACAGAAUAUAGGGGGCCCAGAAGUGGCCGCCUCUCUCAUUUUAGGGACAUUCUUCAUCAGUUUAUUCCUGAUACUGUCUGUGGCUUCAUUCUUCUACCUCAAACGUGCCAAUAAACUUCCAAAUAUGUUCUACAGAAGAAACAAAGCAUCAGUUCUGCAGCCCAGUGAAACAGCAUCAAUGAUACCUCCACCUACUUCUUCAGCUGUAGCUAUCUGUGAUGCUGAUGUGCAAACAAGAAAGCUUAAUGAAACAGAAACAGAACAGCCCUUGUCUGAAACAGAAUAUUGGCUACUUCUCCAUUCAAAACAUGGGAGAAGGUGAAAUCAAUCACUCUUUGUCAAAUAAAAAAUUCGAAAGCCACGCUACGUCAGACGAGAGCGGUCGUUAGUGAUGUCUGCAUCCACUGCUAUGAUCCCUUCUGCAGAAACCAGGGUCAGCAAUGUUUAGCCUUCAAAACUUUCCUGAGGACUUAAUAAAUAUGCACAGUGUUGGAGAAACUUUCCGUAGCCACUGGAAUGCCAGGAAAAUGUCAGAAGCAGCUGACCUAAAAGCAAACCGAGCCACUGUGUCAAAUGGGUUUGUGCCAAACGUGGACAGAGGAAUUGAACUAAUGCAAACGUGAUGACUAUAGGAUAUAUCCAGUUCUGUGAACUGCUUUGAUGGGCUUGAAAAGCACUUUUCUAGCUCUGUGGUUUCAUUUGUCUCCUAACAGAAGCUAUGUUAAAAUCUGCAAAGAGUCUGCCUUUUUUGGAACACUUUCAGCUUUGGCAAGAUCCAUUUUCCUGCAUUGUGAUCAGCUGUCUGGUUGUAGAGCAGAAGCCCUCAGUGCAGCAGGCCAACACAGAGUUUUGGAGGUGGGCUUGUUUAAAGGACACAUUUGUAAAUGUUAACUCUAAGUGCCAUGGCUUUAAUGCUGCAGGAAAAUACAAAUGUAUUUUACAUGAAGUAUCUCAAUGCAAAAAUUGAUGCCUUCAGAAGCAUCUUCUUCAGCUUCUCAGUCAUAGAGGACCAUGGUUUAUAACUGUAGGUUUAGACCCACCUGUAUCCAGAUAUUGUCAUCCUAAGUGCUGCUGAAGACUGUGGUCAGUAUGGGUCUGAACCAAAGCCCAUGAAGUUGAUGGGAGUUUCUCCAGUGAAUUUCAUGGGCUUUUAGAUCAGGCCCUACAUGAGGAUCCAUUUGCUGUGGCUUUGUAGUUGAUAAGCUGCUAUUUCUGCCCCACUGAGACACCCAGCCUUCCCUCAUUCCAGCAUUUCCUGAGGGUGGCUGUUGCAGUGUAAAGGAAGGCACACUCUGUAAGCUAGGUUGAGCCACCCUGAGCACUUACACACACUGAUUUCAACUGGAGUUGUCAUGGGAAUUCUCAAGUAAGGGUUUCCCUAACACAACACAAGUCAGGGUUUCCCCAAUCUAAUCCUCCAUUUGUGUGCAUGAGGCCUACAGAUCAGCACCUUAGCCUUUGACUUCCCCCACACAUCACCUGCCUUUGUUUAAACCUCACUACCACAAUGGGCUCUUUAGAGGAAAUGACUCAUGGUGGAUUUUUGUCACUAGCCAGUGGUAGCCAUCAUGAUUUCAAGAACACAACAAUUGAUCCUUAUCUCUAAAAAUGCUAAAGUAGCUGUCUCUGGCCAAUGUGACACCAAUGUGGAGAGUGUAAACCUCAUGAUUCAGAUACCCUCUCUGCCUAUGGCCAGAGGCUUGUUCAAAGCUUAUAGAGUUAAGGUUUGGGGUGGGGGCAGGGAGGAGCUACUCGUCUUUUUUUAUUGGAUAUCUAUUUUAUGCACAUUUUAAUGUAGUGUAAACUGUUUGAAUUUCUUUCCUGAGAAUGGAACCUCUCAUUUUGCAGCUUUCCUCUAGUGAGGUCAAAGACAGUGGGGCUAAAGAGGAAACUAUGAAGGAGCAGGGCCUGCUAACCGUACACAUUGGACCACUAUAUGUAAAACUUUGACUCUCCUGCUAUGGUUAAAUCCAACCUAGUUUUAAUUGCUAUUUUUUCUGUCUGCUAAAACUUAACAGCCACAGUCAGUCAGGCCGUUUGAGAGGGGAAGCUUCUGUAUGUAAGUUCUGUAUGUGUAUAGUUUGUUUGUCUGUCUGCAAACCAGGAGGUGGGUGUUUUGUCAGAGUUACUGUUUAUGUCUGUUCUCUACAUGUCAAUAGGAUUUACCUCUGAUACAAAUGACAUUUUGAGGUGGUAGGAAGGCAUAGGGGCUAUGAACUGAUGAAGUGUCAGAAACAACUUAACCUUAUAGGAAAAAGAAGUAACUAUGCAAUGAUACAAUGCAAAGAUAUUACAUCUUUAAUGGGAGGAAGUUUCUGCUUAUGAAUCUGUCGAUGAAACUGCAUCCUUGCAUGGCAUAGUUGCUCAUCAAUUCUUUCCAUACAUAAAUCAUUGAUGAGUCAUUCUCUCCAUUGCUGUGAGGGGACUGUCACUGGCCCAUGUCACUGCUACAUGUAUGUAUCUGUCUGAUGAACCCUGUCUGACCCUCAAGUGCAUCACUGUAACAGUUUAGUGCCAAGUAUCAGAUGCUUUGUCCUUCUCCCCUCACGCCCAAGACAGAGUUCAGGUUUCUCAGUGCUAACGUAACUUUGUCAAACUUUUCGAACACAGCAAAUGUUAUUCCCAUGGGCUUUGUAGUUUGCUCAGAUCACUUUAAUGUUGUCUGACCCAACUGGAUCCCUGGACAGAACCUCGUUAGUUUUUGUUGUUGUUGUUGUUUUGCACUGUCAUGUUAAAUGCAUAGUGUGGAGUUGUUGUUUUCUCCCCCAUACAGCUGGCUUUAUUGAACACUUGAUGACUGAGUCUUGAGCUGUAAAUGGUUAAUUCAAGGACAAAGGACUGAUAUUUAAUGUACUGGGGUAUUUUUAAAUUGUGCCAAAAUAAACACCUUUCAGCUUUUUUAACUAUUGUUGAGGUCAUGCAUGUAUUUGCUUUCUAAGCACAGGAAGAAAGGGGCAAACUUAGCACAAGAAGCAAAUCACUGACCCUUCUCACUUGGCGUGUUGCCUCUUCCAUAGCUCACGUUUCAGGAGAAAGUAAAAAUGUCCAUAAUUCUCCUGUCCAAUUAUGCAAUAUGAUAGCAGGGCAAUAAGAGGGGACUGGAGCAGAAUUCCUUGAGAAUCUGUUUGCCUCCAGAAGCACUGAAACUUGUCCCCUUUAACUUGUUUACCAUUAUAAAUGCUCAUUUACAAGGAUCUAAUGCAGGGGUAGGCAACCUAUGGCACGCGGGUCAAAGGCGGCACGCGAGCUGAUUUUCAGUGGCACUUACGCUGCUUCCUGGCCACCAGUCCGGGGGGCUCUUCAUUUUAAUUUAAUUUUAAAUGAAACUUCUUAAAACAUUUUAAAAACCUUAUUUACUUUACAUACAACAAUAGUUUAGUUAUAUAUUAUAGACUUAUAGAAAGAGACCUUCUAAAAACGUUAAAAUGUAUUACUGGCACGCGAAACCUUAAAUUAGAGUGAAUAAAUGAAGACUCGGCACACCACUUCUGAAAGGUUGCCGACCCCUGAUCUAAAGCAAGGAAUAAAUCACCCUUUAUGCCUGAAUUCAGAGGUGAUGGGCCAAAUUUUCUACUGGCAAUAACUCCACUGAAGUUAGUGUAGUUAUGAUAGCUGAGAAUUUGGUCUGAAGUAAAUGGUUGUUUAAAUUUCAUGUCACUGAGUUGACAUAAGGUUGUGUGGAUCUUGCACUAAAGAGACAGAUGAAGAUAGCAAGAAAAAAAUCUAACGCAAUGAGGCUGUAAGGUAAAGUAGACCCUUCCAUACAUGAAAGCGAUGUAGUGUAACACUUGUAAAUCUGAACAAUAAGUUCUCUUUAGCUACAGUCAAAUUCUUACAGACCUCUAAUCCCUUCAUAGUAAAGCGUUUCUUUCUGAAAGGAGUUUGAUGGGAUGUUCUUUACUGUAAACAGGAGGGUGUGUUUUGUUUUCCUCAAAUUUACUUUGCAAAUAUUCAGAGUAACAGUGAGAGAUGAGCCAAUGGAAAGUAUGGUGCACAGUCAGACAGCCGAACUACAGAUGGUUAAAUAAAUACAAAGGUAAGAGUUGAGCAGCGAUCCUAUACAUGGGAAACAUGCUAUUUUCAGCAAAGUAUGUGUAGGCGCAGGGACAAGCCAAAAGCUUUUGUACCUACUACGUAGGCACUGGGAAAAUUCCAAAAAAGUGUUGUCAAAGCAAGGAUGAGAAUGCAAUGUAUGAAAAGAUUCAGGCAAUGAAAAUGAUCCCCUGGGAGCGGAAACUCGAAAGGUGUUUUGUCAGUUAACUGGACUCUGAGCCAAAGCACAUGCCAAAACAGAACAACCUUCUUGAAGAUGAAGUGGUCAGUGCCCGAGCUGUUAGCCACUUGAUUGAAUUCAUUAGAUGGAACAGGAAGUGAACUGCGGAGAGUAGGCGCUGAGUAAGUGUACAACAGAGAACAGACUGAGGCAGCAUAUAGGGCAUACCUGAGAGGGGCUGUCUCUUUUCUAAGAUAUUCAUGCCACCAGCUGAAGGUGAGUGUGCACUGUAUUGAGGAGAGUAUGAUGGACAAUCACUUUUUGGACAAUAAGUGUAAAAUCUGAUACCCAAUUAUAUACUCUUUCCAAAAUGCUGGUGCUGGCAUCCUGCUGCUUUGGACUGAGUAACUGACGCAGAAAUGACAUUCCCCUCAGCUAGACAAGUAUAGCAGCAAUUCUUCGCUGUAUGGCUAGUGUCUGUAAAUUUGUAUGGGCAGCUAACUAUAUGGUUAGGACUCCUCCACUUCUUGGCCCUGCCAUAAAUGACUUGGAUUAGAGCCCAAAGUGAGCCUGGACCUAGAUUUCUGGAAUCUACCUGUCCUGAGAUUGCUUCUUGAGCCUUUCUUGCACUCAUUCCUCCCAGGGAAAGUUUCCCCAGGGAGUAUCUCUGGGAAAUGUAUACAGCGUCUUAAGGGAAUUCUACACCUUCCUUAUGAUAAACUCAGGGACAGGAGGAAGUCAUCCUGAAAAACAAAUCAAUAGUGUGAGAGAGGUGGUGUGGGUGUGUGGAGGGGAAAAAAAGACAGUGUUUCUUUGUAGGCAAAUGGCUUAGCUAAGGUUUAUCACUCGCACAUUCAUUCUUCUACGCAGCUAGAGGGAAUGGGAUGGGGAAGACACCAAGCCAAUGCAGAAUGGCCCAAACCCCUCCAUCCCAUUUAAGCCCCAUGUAAGGCUGUGUAGGGAGUUUUAAGCAGCUGAGUGACCAGGUGAGAGUGCCAUCUAAUGCAAACCCCCAGAUAGGUACACCAUUUGUGCUGCAACGAAACAGUCUCCACAAUGAUACAAUGUCCAUUGGCUUCAGUAGGAGUCGUACCUGCUCAGACCAGACGAUGAUUUCGUCCUGUGUUAGCACUGUCAUGGGUAGAAGUGUAUAUUAAGGAACAUGCCUAGAGGCUCCAUUUUGUGUUGAAUUUUGCUUGCAUUCCUCUUGCCACAGGACACUGUGAGGUCUAUUAGCAUGUAUAAAAGCUACUUUGCAUCUUUGUCAUUUAUUUUUAAUGCUCCCUGGGAAAGAAGAAAUGAAAUGGUGUAAACUUGAUCAUUUUACAAUCCGUGCCUUGCCAUAUUUUUUAUUGUUAACUGAUUGGAUGCAACAGCAUUCAGAUAAAUCCCAGUCUCUGAAAAAGCCUGAAUUACAGAAAUGCAAUUAUGUAUCUUUACCCAAAGCAUGUAGAGAAAACUGUUUUUAAACAAUAGUUUUCAAUAUGAUAUAAUGCAACUCUCUAAACUAUUUGCUACAAAGGAUUAGGAUUUCACCGUCAUCCUGGCUUUAUUUUUUGGUAAUAGAACUAAUGUAGGAGGGAUUAGGCUGUAGACCUGUCAGUUUCAUUGUAUAAUGAGCAAUGUUUAUAAAUAGAUCAUUGGCUUUGUUGCAACCUCUCUUCCCUAUACCAUCAUACUCAUCAAAUUAAAAUGUUCCCCUCUGUUUCACAACCUUAGUUCGUGUAAAACUGUAAUCCUUUGGAUUUACUUCCUAAAGGGCUAUAGCUGAUCCAGAACACUGCACUACAAUCUGCCAGCUCUUCAAAUUCCUGUGACCUCAUAGCUCACGAUCCUGGUGACAUCAGUGUUUAUAAAGUUUUCAUUUCAAUCACUUCCCCUUCUUCCCCUCUAAAAUAUACCACUACUUCACUGUCCUUUCAUGGCCAUGGCUGUGUUUCUAACAUUAAUGCUACUCUGCACCAGAACCAAUCACACCCCUGGCCACCACGUACAUUGUGUUUCUUGGGCAUCAGAGCACUACAUACCUCUGAAAUAGACUGGAGAGGACAAGAGGUGAAAUCUUUAUUUGUAUGUGCUCCACGCUAACAGGCAUUCCCAGCCUUAUGAUGUGAAAUACUAACCUUCUACUGGGGGGAACUGUUGAUUCCAGCCAGUUAUAUUUUCCUAAGCACUUUGUGACCCAUUUAAAUGAUACACUCAAACUAUUUUAGUCAGUGCCUUAAAGUGAUGCAAAAAUGUGUCUAGUAGUAGACAUACCAACACCACCAAAGUUUGCGGAUAAGUGUACAAAGAAAGGAAUUCUUGUUCGAUGGGUGUUUUACGUGUUAUAUAAUGAGCUACCAACAUGUAAAGUAUUAGGAAAUGAGCUGUAAUUAGUAAAGCCCAGAUCACUAGUUGGCUGAAGGCAGCUAAUGAGAAACAAAGCCUUGCUUAGCAUCGGCGGCUGAUUCAAAUCCAACCCAAAUCAUUAAUGAUCACAAAUUGUUGCCGUGCAAUGACUUUGGCCUGUGUGAAAUGAGUUUGAGUCAGUUCCCUAAUGAGUAAGUGUCCAUGUCACAAACCACUAUCAGAACCGGUACUAAUUGGCCAGGUUGGCAGUCUUGACAGAGGCCCAAGAAUGAAUGAGCACCCAGAGAGAACUUUCCUCCAAUCACUAAAGGUCAGAGUUGAGAAACUGGCUGAGCAACUUCUGUUCUGCCUGACACUGAGUAGGUCAAUUCAGGGACUGACUUUCUUCUCUCAUGCUGGUGUAAAUCAGGAAUAACAGAAUGGAAACCAGGGAAGCUACGCCAGUGUAAUAAUAGGAGAGGACGUUCUGGCCCACAAGCUCCAGAGCUGUCAUGCAGCCCCUUCCAUAACCACUAAAAUUGCAAGGACUUUUUAAAACAAACCCAUAAUCCAUUAUUAGAUCAACUUGUGCCUUUAGAUUUGUACAUUUUGCAGGGCAGGAGGUCUAUUUGUCCAGCACUUUUUUAUGCCUUGUAAAACUGCAAUGCUUUAUAAAUAAAGUGCCCCAAACCAGUAUAGCAACUGGGUGUGGGUGUGUGUGUGUGUA
This is a messenger RNA of Chelonia mydas (Green sea turtle), 7855 nucleotides long. It is a transcript of the gene C18H1orf159, whose product is annotated as chromosome 18 C1orf159 homolog. Lineage: Eukaryota; Metazoa; Chordata; Testudines; Cheloniidae. The transcript is spliced from 11 exons. The record is from RefSeq and is a predicted model, not a curated record. The coding region runs from base 277 to 906 and encodes 209 amino acids.